GUGGCUGUUUGUUUAACUGGAAGCAGCGGCAGUAAAUGCGCCGGAAUGCAGGAUUCCAGCUAACUUUUCUCCGUCGAGUUUGAGCGAAAUUCCUCAUUUUCUGUCGACUUCUAUCGACUCCGCUCUUGUUUUGCGUGUUGAAUUGUGAGGGCGGGUGUCUCUGGCACAGCAGCUUUUAUUGAUUCAUUCACAGAUACAGCUAGCGGGAUAGCGUGCUAAACGAACACAGAUGCAGGCCAUAAAGUGUGUGGUCGUCGGGGACGGGGCUGUGGGAAAAACAUGCCUUCUGAUCAGCUACACCACCAAUGCUUUUCCUGGGGAAUACAUUCCCACUGUGUUUGAUAAUUAUUCUGCAAAUGUGAUGGUCGAUGGGAAACCAGUAAACCUGGGAUUGUGGGAUACAGCAGGACAAGAGGAUUAUGACAGGCUUCGACCGCUUUCCUACCCUCAGACGGAUGUGUUCCUGAUCUGCUUCUCUCUUGUGAGUCCGGCCUCAUUUGAAAACGUCCGUGCAAAGUGGUAUCCGGAGGUCAGACAUCAUUGCCCUAACACUCCAAUAAUUCUUGUUGGGACUAAGCUUGAUUUGCGAGAUGACAAGGACACCAUCGAAAAGUUAAAGGAGAAGAAACUCACUCCCAUCACCUACCCUCAAGGCCUUGCUAUGGCCAAAGAAAUAGGAGCUGUGAAGUACCUGGAGUGCUCUGCCUUAACCCAACGCGGCCUUAAAACUGUGUUCGAUGAAGCCAUCCGUGCAGUGCUGUGUCCACCUCCGGUGAAGAGGAGGAGGAGAAGAUGUCUCCUUCUGUGAACUGACUGCGCCCACAGCACCAGCUGCAAUCUGAGCUCACCUGAGAGAAGAACAAUGGAAGCGGGGAUGACGGGAAAUGAUAUGGUGUAUUCAUACAGAUAUUUCUCUUUCUCUCUCUCUUGAAUUGUAAUUAUAAUUACGCCACUAACUAGCUGUUAAGAUGCCAGAGUAUUUACUUUGAGAGAUGAAGAGCGGCAUCCAUAGUCAUUUCCCAAUGUACACUAAGAAAUUCCUGCUGCCUUCUAAUGACCUUCUUUCUUUUCCCUUCAUUUUGAUGUUAGGAAACUACAUACUCCUUUUCUCUUUCUCCAUCUUUGUGAGUCCACGUGUUUUGUUUACAAUCUGCGUUUUUGUAGAGAAUGAAAUAUUGCCAAAAGUUAAACCUGCAUCUCAGUUUGCUCACACUAACGCUCUCGUUUUCCUUGAGCACUUGGGAAGGGGGGCGGUUGUCAGAGGCAGAUUGCAGUAAUACUGAAGGAACUAUUUUACAAGAGGAAAGUUGAAGAAACACUUUUUUUUCCCCCGAUGCUAGAGACUUUAUUUUUCUUUAAGUGUAUAAGAAACAAACCUAGUUAAAUGCAUAUAACAGCUUUGUUUUGUCAAGAGUAUAGCAUAUUUUCACUACUGUAUCUGAAUUUAAGAAGACAUGUCAUGUUUAAACUCUCUGUGUUUUAGUCUGUCUAUUGGAUGAGUCUGGCAGUGUUUUAUCCACUUUUACAGUCCCAGUGUUGUAUUUAGACUACAGAAACAUCUCUACUGUAUACUUGAUAACAGUAAUUGUUAGGGUCAUCAAGUAUUAAAUCUCUAAUUGAUCUUCACACAUGAUCCGGUGGUUGUGAUUAGCCACAUGGAGUGUUCAAUUUUGACAGUUCAGUAAUGACGAUUGAAAUGCUUCAUUUAUUCAUGCUUUUACUGUCUCCACUAAAUCUACAGUGUAUUAACCUUUGUGUCUAAAAUACAAAAAUGUAAAAACA
Molecule: messenger RNA, 1782 nt
Organism: Danio rerio (zebrafish)
Lineage: Eukaryota; Metazoa; Chordata; Actinopteri; Cypriniformes; Danionidae
Gene: rac1a
Product: Rac family small GTPase 1a
Molecular function (GO): GTPase activity; G protein activity; GTP binding
Source: RefSeq, marked provisional